This is a messenger RNA of Rhododendron vialii, 896 nucleotides long. RefSeq lists its product as uncharacterized. Lineage: Eukaryota; Viridiplantae; Streptophyta; Magnoliopsida; Ericales; Ericaceae. The transcript has 2 exons. The record is from RefSeq and is a predicted model, not a curated record.
AUUUUUUUUUAAAAUCAAUAAAAUUAUUUUCAUGGAAACACCUCUUCUCUGCUUCCAUUUCCAGAAGGCAGAGAAGAACAAAUUCGAAUAGCUCAAAUUGGUGGAUUUCUGAACCCUUCCUCAAAAUCGACUCCAUUCUCUCUCCUCAACAGGAAAUCUCCAAUUUAAAAAGCCCACAAUGCAACAGGGAGCUAAAGGAACUCAUGCCAGCUUAGAUGAAUUCAAGUAUGGAUUCCCAACAAAUGGUUUAGCAGUUGUCUCAUAUAAAUGGUGGGGGAAGCAGCAGACAGUAAUGAGGAUUUGAGUAGAAAGAAGGGAAGUAAAGAUUCCCAAGAAAACAGAAAGGAAACUGAAGAAUAAUCCCCAAGGACCAGGUUUAUUGUCGCAUCUGAGAAAAAGCGCAGCAGAAGAUGGGUGAAAAGCCUGGCUUGGUGUUUAUCGUGGCUAUGGUGUUAACAUGCUGGGUAGGAGAGAGAGGAACUUAGUUCUUCGGAUAUUCAACUCAUCAUUGCCUAGUCACUGGAGAUAUGGUUCUUCUUGAAUCUUGAUGGAAAAUGCGAAAAAGAUCACACUUUAGUUUUUCAAGAAGUACGUAUGUCUUCUGAGUUUGGACUUCUAUCACAGAUCCAAAAUUGGUUUAGUACUAAAUUUAAGAUGUAUGGAUACUUAAAAUUUAGGCAUUCCACAUAAUUCAUCUUUGUGAUGUAAUUAUUUGUCAUUCAUAUUCUUUUUUUCUUUUUCUUUUUUGACAUGGGUCAUUCAUAUUCAUUGAGCUGUGUUAUUUUCAGUUUCUUAGCGGUGGGUUGAAGGAAGGAAUUGUAAAAUUUGCAAAAGAAACUUUUUAUCCAACAAUCAGUUUUCAUGUGCGCAAUUAACGAGAUCUAUUGUUCAGCAAU